AUGAAAACAAAUGCAGUAAUAUCACCUCAAAUACCUAUAUUUAAAAAAUCUUCUUUUCAGACCAUAACUAUUCAAAAUGGAGAUAUACGAAUUGCUAAUCAUAAUUUUUCUUCACCAUUUUCAACCUAUGAAAUUCGAUUACUGCCUAGUUCAAUUAUUAACAUAUUCAAAUCUGCUACAUUCAAUCCUAUCAUAUCAAUAAAAAACCAAGAAAUUCAUCAUAUUUAUAAUAUGCUUCAUGGUUCACAAGUCGGUAUGGAAAAUUAA
Messenger RNA from Rotaria sordida, 267 nucleotides. The record is from the annotation of a GenBank genome assembly. Lineage: Eukaryota; Metazoa; Rotifera; Eurotatoria; Philodinida; Philodinidae.